AGAGAGGUGAGCUUUCAUAUAUUUGUCAGAAUUUUGCCCUAAACCAGCAAAUAGUGCCACCUAUGGGUUUUUGGACAUAACAGUCAGCUGGAAAGAGCUGGAAAGUCAGCUGCAUUUUUACAGAAAAAUACUUUAACAACCUACACAAUCUAUGAGAACAAACAUUUAUUCUCGAUUACUUGUAGAUAACUAAGGAAAUGAACCAAAGCAGUUGUGACUGAUAGACAAUUAUAGUGUAAAAGCAUUGUUGGGGUUGAAAUAUAUUUUGACAAGACACAAAUCCAAAUGCAAAUCCAAAUUCAAAUUAUUUUGUUUUGUUUUGUCUUGUUUUGGGGGACAGGACUGCAAGUCAAAGGACAAUAAACACUCCACACCUCAGGUCUGUGUUGCUUAGCAACAAUGUUAAACAGGACAUAGCUUCUUUUGCCCUCUUUGACAUGCUUGAGUGAAGAGGCUGUUUCAGUUUGUCUAAAGAUUCUCCACUCACUUAAUUAGCUGGAUUCAUGAAGCUGGUAUAGAACAUGUGAUAUUAACAUAUCUAAGUAUUUCUCCUUUGAAAUAUGUGCUUUGGAACAGGUCUGAACAAAAGAAGGAAACGAACAGCUGGCUUACUCUGGUAAAAACAAGGAUUAACCCCAGGGACCAUACCAGUUCUUGUGAAAUAAAAUUUACACCCAACACCGUAUAAAGCUGCACUAUGGCUAAGGAGAAGAAGAGGGGAACCAAGGGCAAAAAGAUCACCCUUAAAAUGGCCAGGAAUGCCUUCAAGGUGACGCCCGAUGGAAAGCGGCGGCUGGAUCUCAGCAACAUGGGCCUCCACACUUUUCCCAAAUGCAUCUUACAACUGACCAAUAUAGAGGAGCUGGACCUGAGCCGCAAUUAUCUGAGGAAGAUCCCAGACUUCAUCGGGCAGCUAACCAGCGUUCACUGGCUAGACCUCCACAGCAACUACAUCAAGAAGCUGCCCAAGACCAUUGGGCAGUUGAAGGCCCUGAGCUACCUCAACCUGUGCAACAACAGACUGGAAACAGCCGGGCUCCCUGCUGACAUUGGCAACCUGAAGAGCCUGCGGACACUCAACCUGGGCAUGAACCGGCUCACGGCGCUGCCACCCACCAUGGCCGCUCUGACCAACCUGAGAGAGCUAGGCCUGUUCGACAACCUGCUCACCACGCUCCCAGAAUUCAUAGGUGUGCUGAAGAACCUGACCAACCUCAACACCAAGCGCAACCCUGUGGCCUGUUCUCAGGAGGAUGCCAAAGAAGUGAAAGCCACUGAGUGUCUGUACUUGGUGAGGGAGGAGGAUCUGUGUAAGGUUUGUCUGGAAAAAUGUAAGGAAGCGAGAGAGAGGCUGGAAAAGAAAAGGCUUUCUGAUCAACCACACAAGAGGCAUAAUUUCUUUGGGCUAUUCAGACCAAACUCAGUGGCACGGAGCAAUCAAGAGAUGCAGUGGUAGUCAACUGCCACACCUCAUGGUGGUUAGAAGAGGCAUGCCCAAGAAAUAUCAUUCUUGUGGACUUUUCAAUAAUGCAGAUGAUAAGCAUUCUUUGCUGUAACUUUAAACAUUCAUUAUUGCAUUUUUCUGGACCGAAAUUGAGCAAAACCCUAAUAAAAAAACCCCACAAGCAAUAGCACUGCACUAAAGGAGUACAUUUGACUGCUUUAUAACAGUUGAUAGCAAUAGUCAAAAUAAAUGUUUUUAAAGGAACAAAGGAGGGCUUGCCACUCCCUUGCAGGUGCAUUAGUAAGAAAUAGAAAGAAUUAGUAAGAAAUAGAAGAAGUAAGCGUAAAUGCAGGGGGUACUGGGGUGCUUUAGCUUACUGGAUUGGCUAAUCAAGAUUAUUUUUGUCACAUAUCUACAUAUAUUGAGAACCUUUCUCAGAGGCUUUUAGACUGUAGUCAUCCAUUCCAGUCUACCUUUAGUUGUCGUGUGCAGUGGCUCUGAGAGGACAGCCCUGGA
Messenger RNA from Electrophorus electricus (electric eel), 1960 nucleotides. RefSeq names its product leucine rich repeat containing 18a (gene lrrc18a). Gene Ontology annotation, cellular component: cytoplasm. Gene Ontology annotation, molecular function: protein binding. Lineage: Eukaryota; Metazoa; Chordata; Actinopteri; Gymnotiformes; Gymnotidae. The record is from RefSeq and is a predicted model, not a curated record.